AUGGGGCAGCAAUCGUUGAUCUACAGCUUCGUGGCUCGAGGCACAGUGAUUGUGGCUGAUUACACCGAUUUCUCUGGCAACUUCACGAGCAUAGCCGCUCAGUGUCUCCAGAAACUUCCUGCAACUAAUAGCAAGUUCACUUAUAACUGCGAUGGCCACACCUUUAACUACCUCGUCGAUAACGGCUUCACUUACUGUGUAGUUGCAGUCGAGUCUGUGGGCCGACAGAUUCCAAUUGCCUUCCUUGAGCGAGUCAAGGAGGAUUUUACCAACAGAUAUGGUGGGGGAAAGCUGCAACAGCCGUUGCUAAUAGAGAAGGAUGCGAUUCUCCUGCCAAAGUUGAAGGAGCAUAUGCAGUAUUGUGUGGACCACCCAGAGGAAGUCAGCAAACUUUCUAAAGUAAAAGCUCAGGUUUCUGAAGUGAAAGGAGUUAUGAUGGAAAACAUAGAGAAGGUUCUUGAUCGUGGAGAGAAAAUUGAGCUUCUGGUGGACAAAACAGAAAACCUUCGCUCUCAGGCACAAGAUUUCAGGCAGCAGGGAACCAAGAUGAGGAGGAAAAUGUGGUUGCAGAACAUGAAAGUAAAGCUGAUAGUGCUGGCUAUCUUGAUUGCCUUGAUUCUCAUUAUAGUAGUGCUCACAAAGACAUUGCACAAGCAGUCCCUUGAUGGGUUACAAGUCGGUGAAGGGGAGAGAGUUGUGUCUGGAGAGCCAUAG
Messenger RNA from Dovyalis caffra, 714 nucleotides. The record is from the annotation of a GenBank genome assembly. Lineage: Eukaryota; Viridiplantae; Streptophyta; Magnoliopsida; Malpighiales; Salicaceae.